UGUGGCACAUCCUCAGCAGGACUGCUCUGCUCGGGGAGCCCCAGGGACGAGGGCGGGGCUGCGGAGCCUGUGCCCCGCCCCCAAGCAUCUGGGAAGAGGAAGCACAAAAAGGGAGAACCGGCCACAGUCACUGUACUCGUUUCGCAUCUCGCUCUCAGGACUGAAGGCAGCCGCAGGCGGAAGACCACCACAGAAGGGGAGCUUUCGGCCGCAGCCUAACAACACUGAGGGUCUGGCAGUGGCCCCCAUGGGGUCUGUGAACUCCCGAGGUCACAAGGCGGAAGCCCAGGUGGUGAUGAUAGGCCUGGACUUGGCCGGCAAGACCACGCUCCUGUACAAACUGAAGGGCCACCAGCUGGUGGAGACCCUGCCCACCGUGGGUUUCAACGUGGAGCCUCUAGAAGUCCCUGGGCACACGUCUCUGACCCUCUGGGAUGUCGGGGGGCAGAGCCAGCUCAGGGCCAGCUGGAAGGACUACCUGGAGGGCACGGACGUCCUCAUGUACGUGCUGGACAGCACAGACGAAGCCCGCUUGCCCGAGGCAGUGGCUGAGCUCACCGAGGCCCUGGACGACCCCCACCUGGCCAGCGUGCCCCUCCUGGUGCUGGCCAACAAGCAGGAGGCACCCCACGCCCUGCCGCUGCCUGAGAUCAGAGACAGGCUGGGCUUGCACAGGUUACAGGGGCGCCGCUGGGAGCUGCAGGGCUGCAGCGCCCUCACCAGAGAGGGGCUGCCCGAGGCCCUGGAGAGCCUGAGGCGCCUCCUGAAAUCCCGCCACCACUGUAACUCCAGGUCAGCACAGGAGGCAGGCUGUGGCGAGAGCCGGAAGCCUUGACCCAGGCAGAGCAGCCUGUCUUCUUCGCUCAUGUGGAUCGGAAGACCAGCUAAUCCUGGAGAAUCUCAAAUUCAGUUUAUCAAACAAGGAAUCCCCCUGCGCUCGGACAGCAUAUUUUCCUCUUGGGACUUAUUGUCACCGGUGUUUGUGUUGAAAAAUCAACUAUCCUUUGAAUAAUGAUACUCUGAGGGAAAAAACAUACCUUAGCAUACUUCGUUUAGUAACUCAUUACCACGUGUGAACUAAGCAAUUGUAAUAACAGAAAAAGUGGUUGCAGAAUAAUUAAGACCUAAAUUCACAGAGGGAAAGAGGUUUCAAAAUCAAAUCAGAGUAUCACCUGGACAUGGGCAUGAUCUUAUUUAUGAGUGAUUUUCCCCGGUAGCCCCUGGGUAUGUGCCACCACCACUCUGAGGGCAAGGAGUCAGGGCCAGCAGGAUGGAGUCUGCUUCUGCAGGAUCUUGGGUUUAGAAGUUCAAUGGGGUGCUCAGCCCUGGGCAGAGGCCAGGAGUUCAGGCCUUCCAAAAUUGAUCCUCUUCUUUGACCCUGAUUAACCCUUCUCCAACUUUUUGUUAUCCUGUACUGGUCUUUUUCUAAAACCCUUCAUUGUUUUCUUUCUGUUUUCCUUCUCUUUCUCUCUCCUUCAAGCACAUAGGUUUCCUUGACGAUCAGAUUAAUCAAUGAUUUCAUUCAUUUUUUUAUUCACUUAAUCAAAAAAUAUGCCUAGUAUUGAAUUUGUGGCAAAAGGCAAUGAGCUUUAGAUAUGAAGCUGGACCUCCAGAUGGCAGGUGUGAAUUUUGAAGAUAUGUAUAACAGCAAUGAACCUCUCACUAUUAAUAGUGAAAGAGAAAAGUCGAAGCGUUUUCAGGUGACGUUACCUAAGAUCCAUGAAGCUCCUGAAAUUAUUUGCAAAAUGUUAUGCUUUGGGCCAUUUUUCUAGGGAAGAAGAUCCAUAACUUUUGUCAGAUUUUCAAAGGUACCUGUGACUCCCUAAGAAUCACUGAUCUGGUCUUAUACCUCAUUCAACCCAGGAUACUUUCUAUACUUUUUAAUGGCAAGUAACUUCCAUUUGGUACCUAUUCUCGUGUUAAACAACUCUAAAUUUUGGAUAUUCCUUCCCAUCCUGGGCUACCAUCAGCCUCCUUAGAACUCCUGAUGGUGGUUCUGCCCUCUCUGAAGUGACACAAUCACUCCAACAUCUGAGAGGUCCCUCUACCCAAAGUCUCCCCUUCUAACAUCAAGUUAGGUGUGCCUAGUUCUUUCCACCACAUGUCAAUCAAUGUGUUUCAAGACUUCCUAUGUUAGACACAGAAAAGGGCAAAGAUGCAAAGACAAAGGAGACUCCAGCCUCAUGGUCCUCUAGAUGGGGAAGCAGGAGGACAUGACUCCCAUAAAAAGGAGAGGUUGAGAGUUUACUGUUUACUGAGCACAUACUGGGGCUGGUUCCGUGCUCAGUGCUCUACAGAGAUUAUCUCUAAUUCUCCCAACUCUGCAAAGUAGGGAUCAUUCCCAUUUUAUAUAAUUAGACACUGAGGCUCAGAGAGGUUGUGACUUGCUUGAGGCACUGCUCUUAAGUGACAUUUCUGGAAUUCGAAACCAGAUAUUCUAGCCCUGAUGAUGCGUGCAUUUUUCCACGACAUCAUGCUUCUAGAAGGUUUAAGCCAAGGUUGACCUUCAGUAGGCAGAUGAGAUGGGAGAGCAGCCUAGUCAGAGGGAAGAGACUGCUUGGAGGCAUGAGGGACAGUGUAGGAAGGACAAACAAACCAGAAAGGCUGAAACAUGAGGUUGGGGUGAGGGGUGGGAUGUAUUAUACAGGAAACAAAACUGGAAAGAAAGUUUAGCUCCAAAUUAAGGAAGGCUUAGACUUUCAUAAUCAGGAGUUUGUCUCGGAGAAGUGAAACCACCUGGCUUCCAUUUAAGAGGCUAAUUUAGUGGCAGUGUGGAGGUGAAAUAAAGAGAAGGGGGGACACUGGGGACGGAAAAGCGGGCAGCCCAGCUAGAUGCCCAUCGCGGUCACAGAGGAGAGGAGAGGGAGACAAGAACAUUGAGAGCCAUUUUUAAGACAAAAGGCUGAGAAAGGAAGAACUUGAAGGUGCCCAAGAUUUUGAGUCUGAGUGGCAGGCGGGAUUGGAAUGAACUGAGAAGGUGGACACGGGAGGGGCAGGUUGGGAAGGGGCUAGAACCGCUGGACCCUGCUUUUGGAAUGCUGGAUCUGAAUGUGUUUAUAGCUCUUUUCAGACUGUUCAGUUAUCUGCAGAGUUUGAGGCACUGAGGACCCUCUGGAGGCAUCUGCUGGUUUCUGCUCAUGGAGACUCAUUUCCUCACAUGAUUUGUCAUUUUUUAUUGUGAGCUCAUCUUCAGUAGGAUUUGUUUUUCCUGUGUGACUCCCGUAUGCUCUGGGUUGUGACAGUUUUUACACAGAGUGGUUUCACAUUAGCGUCUACCAGGAUCCUGGAGGUUUCAAUUGUUUUAGACCAAAUAUUAUGUUAGUUUCUCUGCUUGGGGCUCACGGACCUCACAGGUAGUAGGAAUUUGAACUCUGUGCUCAUUCAUGGCACAGGCCCCAGGGAUUCAGUUUCUGACAGGCAACUGUUUUUCUUUGCACUCCCAAGAUAGACCGUUUGCUUUGGCAUGCCUGGCUGAGCUGGCGGGCAGAAUUUUCCAAUCCCCUUUUAAGAAAGGGAUGCCACUUCAAUGCUCUUGCUUUUCUGCUGAGCUCAGAUCAAAAUUUUCUCUCCUCCAAGCAAGAGUGAGGCCACAUCUCCUGUUCCCGUACAGGUGCUAUGACCGCAGCCUGGUCCCUAGAGCCUAAAUUUGGCUCCUCUAAGAUCCCCCUGGACUCCAGGCUUCACUCAACUGCUUCAGCUGUGGUUUCCCUCUUCAACUGGUUUCUGCCACUUGAGGAUUUCCUUUUUUUUUUUUGCUCAAGGGCAGCCUACAUUAAAACAAUUUUUUUUGAUUAUAGUUUACCCAACACUUAUGACUCCAUAGUGGAAAAGGGUCCCUCUGCCAUGUCACUAGGCAUCUGCCAGGGUCCCUGGGAGAGGCUGAGCCCACAGAGGUGGCCGGAGAGAGCAGACACAGGGCCCAGAGCCAGUGCCGGGGAGGAGGUGAGGAUAAUCCAUGGCACGCAGGCAGUGGCCCGGCUUUGCCCUCUCCGGUUCUUCCAUCCUUCCUUCUCCCAUUCCAGUAAUGUUGGCUCUGGAAGGAGGGUGAAAUCCCAUCCUCUUUCAGAAACUUCCCUGAAGACCAUGGGGUAGCUGGCCUUGCCUGCUGGGAGCAAGAGUGGCAACAGGACAAAGCUGGCCUGUAGGACUGGGAAUUCCACUCCCAUGGCCACUGCCAACUGAAGGGGAGGGCAGUCAGGGGCCAGGAGGGUAGCCUCAGCCCUUGCCUCCCCACCCAAGGCAAGCCAGAGCCCACCAGGGACAUGGUGGGGGCAGACGGAGGGGCUUCCCUCCUGCUCUUCUGCUCAGAGAGAAACAUACACAGAGGUACGUAUACAGGUGCUUAUAUCACAGAGCUACAGCACAGGGAAGCUUAGGAAAAAACAAAUCGUGCCUUCUGUUUUAUUUUGUUUUUUAAAAGGUGCUCUCCUUAUGAGAGGGGUAUUUUGCGUGUUCCAGUUCACCCACACCUUUCAGGUCCGUCAGCCUCCAUGAGCGGGAGUGAGGAGGUGCGCGAGCAGAUGUGGCUGAAAAGCACGUAUCUAUUUCCUCCUUAUAUAUAAAGGAAUCCGUUUUUUUCCUCCGCAACACUGUAUAGCGUGAGAUUUGUUCCACGUUGGAGAGCUGAUUACCCCUUUGAAUAUGGGUUGAGCUUCUCCCUUUCUGACUCAUUGAUUCUGAAGAUGUUUCUCCUUCCCCUCUUGGAUAGAAGCAAUCCUUUGGUGAAAGUAAGAACUGCAGGAGUUGGGUUUUAGUUUGGUCCUGCUGAGUUUUGGGUUUCAGCUGUCCAUCCUCACAGAUUUCCACACUCACCUCCUCCCGCUGGGGCUGGGGGCAGCUGUGUUCUUCAAAGUGGGCCAGGCCCCCAUCCUCAGCACAUGGUGAGCUGGGACCUUGCCUUCCUUCUCAUUCUCCAUGUUUUUUUUUUUUUAACUAAUUAAUUAAUUUAUUUUUGGCUGCACUGGGUCUUCAUUGCUGCACGCUGGCUUUCUCUAGUUGCGGCGAGCGGGGGCUGCUCUUCAUUGCGGAGCGUGGGCUUCUCACUGCGGUGGCUUCUCUUGUCGCGGAGCACGGGCUCUAGGCGUGCACGGGCUUCAGUAGUUGUGGCACAUGGGCGCAGUAGCUGUGGCUCCCAGGCUCUAGAGCACAGGCUCAGUAGUUGUGGCGCACGGGCCUAGUUGCUCCGCGGCAUGUGGGAUCUUCCCGGACCAGGGAUCGAACCCGUGUCCCCUGCACUGGCAGGCGGAUUCUUAACCACUGCGCCACCAGGGAAGUCCCCGUCCUCCAGGCAGAUUUUAGAAUGCAUGACACCUCAAGCAUCCUGGCUGCAACCUCAGGUGGUACGGUGAGGUCACCUCGCAAAAGACUCAUACUUUCCCCAGAACCCACCUGAUGCAACUCAACACCAGCGGGGUACUGCUCCCUUCCAGAAGCCCCAGGCCUGAAGACGGACAGAGGCAAGGCAGUCGAGCAAUGAGAUUGUCCAGGCUGUGCCUCUUGCCGCAGAGCCUGGGUCAAGAUGGGAGAGUCCCUGAGUGAGUGGGAGGUGGGGAUCCCAUUCCUGCCACUUCUUGGGCCUGAAAGGGCAAAUACAAAUGAAAAAUAAGAGGCUUAGCUCUCCCUGUUGAAAAUAAGGGAAGAUGCUUCUCCUUCCUCCCUCUUUUUGGAGCCUUCACUUGAGAAAACUUGUAAUUCUAAGUUCUUUUCUCUGUCUCUUUGAAAGGUAUGUAAAUUUUUUAAAAAGCUAACUCAGACUCCUGCCAGCUUUAGGACUGUCUUUCUCAAGGACCAGGGAGCCAUCCCUUUGAAAUGCCAUCAUCAAGGGAGAUAGGGCCCCUCUCCCAUCUCUGUGGGAGGGUGGGAGCCUUGCUCCUUGUUGCAAAACUACCUCCUGUCAUAAAGAUAGGAGAAGUUGGUUUUUCUUUAGGUUAAAGCCAAUUAGGUAACACAGAUGGUGACCCCAAUUACCAGGCGAAUCCAGGAAGAACUUGGUGUGACAAAUGGCACCUUCAUGUCCUGCGAGGUGAGGACUGGUUACUAUUGUGCAGGUAAGGGCCUGUGUCCGCCUGUCUGUACAAAAGGCUGAGAUUCCUCUCUGUCUUUGCAGUCUCUUAGCUGAUUGCCUGUGAUGCACAUCGCAUUCUGGUUUGAUGCUUAUUCAAUAAUAAAACUGUUUUCUUUCUCUCCUACCUUUGUGGAGAAGGUUUGCUGGGUUGGCAGAUUUGUUUUUAAUUCUCUU
Molecule: messenger RNA, 6238 nt
Organism: Balaenoptera ricei (Rice's whale)
Lineage: Eukaryota; Metazoa; Chordata; Mammalia; Artiodactyla; Balaenopteridae
Gene: ARL11
Product: ADP ribosylation factor like GTPase 11
Exons: 2
Coding region: 248-835 (195 amino acids)
Biological process (GO): intracellular protein transport; vesicle-mediated transport
Cellular component (GO): cytoplasm
Molecular function (GO): GTPase activity; GTP binding
Source: RefSeq, a predicted model, not a curated record